CCGGUCACACUCGAACUUUUCGUGACUUUUGGCAUCUUUUCUCAAAUAUGGCCUCACUCUUUCGUUGCACUGCCUCGAAAUUACCAUCUGCCCAGUUUCUGUGGCACUCAUCAUUGGGAAAGAACUUGCCUGUGAUUUCAGCGUUUUUCAGUUCAUCCUCUAGCCACAAUGCCAUAAAAAAUGUCACGGUCAUUGGCAGUGGACUAAUGGGAGCCGGGAUUGCUCAGGUAGCAGCAGCCACAAAUCACCAGGUGACGAUGGUUGAUCAAACAAAUGCAAUCUUGACAAAAUCACUGAGGUCUAUUGAGAAAAGCUUGGGAAAAGUAGCAAAGAAAAAGUUCAAAGAUGAUCCAGAGGGUGAAAAGCAGUUUGUCACCGAUACUAUGUCAAGGAUACAUAUCGCAACAGAGCCAACUACCAACAUAGCUGAAACAGAUCUGUUAAUAGAAGCCAUAGUGGAAAACAUGCGCACCAAACACAAACUCUUUACAGAGCUUGACAAAGCAGCACCCAGUCACACCAUCUUUGCGUCCAACACCUCUUCUUUGCCAAUAGGUGAAAUAGCAAGCGUCACAAAGAGAAAGGACAGAUUUGGUGGACUUCACUUUUUUAAUCCUGUUCCUUUGAUGAAACUGGUUGAGGUUAUUCGUAUUCCAGAAACAACAGAUGAGACGUUUGAUGCUCUAUUUCAGUUUAGCAAGGAGCUCGGCAAAGUGCCAGUCUCUUGCAAGGAUACCCCAGGUUUUAUUGUGAAUCGUUUGCUUGUUCCAUACAUAAUGGAGUCCAUCAGAAUGCUUGAAAGAGGGGAUGCCUCAGCAAAGGACAUUGACACAGCUAUGAAGCUUGGAGCAGGUAAGGAACAUGUUUUUAUAAUAUACUUCAUUGCAAGCUUCAAGCUAAUGGCAAUUGUAAUAGGCCAUUUUUGACAUAUUUAAUUCUCAAUGCUGUGUUAGAAACACAGUACAGGGAUUAAAACAAGACAAAUAACGUAUUCAUCCUUCAACCUUGUUGUUUUAUUCCGCUAAACCUCCGCGCAAUUAAUAUUUCAAAAGUGGCUUACUGUUUAUACACACGAUUGUGGGCACUUUGUUCACCCUCCCCACCCUGUUCAAUGUUGCCAUCACCCUUCUAAACUGCUACAUGCAUUCUGCCAGUUUCCAACAAUGCAAAGGUGCAGAAGGGGUGUGAACGUGCUUUUUAAUGGUAACUGCGAGUAUGGUGCGACGUCUCUACAAAAUGUUUCAACCUUGAAAAGGCUUUGCUCGUAUUGUUGUAGUUAAUUUCUUAAAAUUUCGAGCACAAUUUUUUUAAUCAAUCAACAAACACCAUACGGAUCUCUGUAGAGGCAGAGGGAGAUGGCCGAGUGUGGCCGAGUCGUUAGGGCGUCGGACGUGAAAUCCGGAGGUCGUGGGUUCAAGUCCCGCUCUGACCACUAAACUGGAGUUGUUAUUCGGUAGACUCUUGUUCAACUCCUCGGUCAUUCUUGUAAAUAGCCAACUGAUCUGCCUCCCGCUAGUUGGGAUUUU
Orbicella faveolata is the source of this 1526-nucleotide messenger RNA. RefSeq names its product hydroxyacyl-coenzyme A dehydrogenase, mitochondrial-like. Gene Ontology annotation, biological process: fatty acid beta-oxidation. The record is from RefSeq and is a predicted model, not a curated record. Gene Ontology annotation, cellular component: mitochondrion. Gene Ontology annotation, molecular function: (3S)-3-hydroxyacyl-CoA dehydrogenase (NAD+) activity; NAD+ binding. NCBI's taxonomy places the organism in Eukaryota, Metazoa, Cnidaria, Anthozoa, Scleractinia, Merulinidae.